This is a messenger RNA of Plasmodium berghei ANKA, 975 nucleotides long. RefSeq names its product conserved protein, unknown function. Gene Ontology annotation, molecular function: RNA binding. Bases 1 to 975 code for a protein of 324 amino acids. Gene Ontology annotation, biological process: tRNA modification. NCBI's taxonomy places the organism in Eukaryota, Apicomplexa, Aconoidasida, Haemosporida, Plasmodiidae. The record is from RefSeq and is a predicted model, not a curated record. The transcript is spliced from 3 exons.
AUGGAAUAUAAAAAAACAAAAAGACCAAACCAAUACGUUUUUGAAGGAAGCAAACACAACUCAAAAAGACAAAAGAUAAAUGUAAAUGCACAAUGUAAAGGUAUUUUGAUGUCAGCAUUGAGUAAUAGAAGAACGAAUGCUGGAAUUAAAGAGUUGUUGAAUUUUAUAAAUUUGAAUUUCCCUGUUAAUACAAAUGAUGUGAUUAAGGAACUUAAAGUAAAUGAUGAAGAAAAUAAAAUUAGUGCAGUUGAAAAAGAAUUAAAAGAUGAAAUAUCCAAAGCAAAUUCUGAACAUAAUAGAUUUGUACCACUUCGAAAUAUAAUUAAAAAUUUUACAUUUAUAAAAUUUAACAAUGAUAAUGAUUUAAAUCCUUCAGAUAUUAUUAAAAAAACAUUUGUGUUAGCUACUAAUAAAAAAGAAAAAUAUUUUUUUAGAAAUAUUUGUAAAAUUAUACCAUUAGAUACUAUAUGCAAACCACACAUUUCACCAUUCAUAAAAACUGUUCUACCACUAAUGAGAAAACAUUUUAUUGAUGGAAAAUGUAUGGACAAAAUGUUUACAGUCAACUAUUUGUUAAAGAUAAUGAAUGUUUCGGACGAAAAAAAUGAUGAAAAAAAUGAUGAAAAAAAUGAUGAAAAAAAUGAUGAAAAAAAUGAUGAAAAAAAUGAUGAAAAAAAUGAUGAAAAAAAUGAUGAAAAAAAUGAUGAAAAAAAUGAUGAAAAAAAUAAAGAUAGUUCUGGAAAUAAAAAGUCGUGGGCCUUAAUAUAUAAAUGUUGUAAUACGAAAACAUUAACUAAGAAAGAUGUUUUAAAAAUAUUAGAUAAUUGUAUAGGAAAUAAUUAUUCUGUUAAUUUAUCAAAACCAGACAUGGCAAUAAUAGUAUAUGUUACAGAGAUUAUGUGUGGUAUAAGUAUAGUCAAGGACUAUGCAAGUACAAGAAAAUUUAAUAUCGGAUCUUUUAAUGAUGAUUCUUAA